This is a messenger RNA of Cygnus olor (mute swan), 8560 nucleotides long. It is a transcript of the gene NUP153, whose product is annotated as nucleoporin 153. The coding region runs from base 478 to 5376 and encodes 1632 amino acids. Gene Ontology annotation, biological process: protein import into nucleus; RNA export from nucleus. Lineage: Eukaryota; Metazoa; Chordata; Aves; Anseriformes; Anatidae. Gene Ontology annotation, molecular function: structural constituent of nuclear pore. The record is from RefSeq and is a predicted model, not a curated record. Gene Ontology annotation, cellular component: nuclear pore. The transcript has 22 exons.
CAGGACAUCUUCUGGGUUACCUUGACUGUUCAGAGCAUAACUGUUUUUUGUGCAUAUAGUUACUGCAAUUCAGCAUUACUAAAAUUGGAAAUAUUUAGAUUCACUGAUUUUAAUGGGUAGUAUGGUCCUCACUGUCACAGUAGAUAAUUGCUGAACUUCUGGUUUAGUUGGUUUUCACGUGAGGGUACGAAGAGGAAGAGUCCUGGAACAAGUCUGUAGGUCAGGAGCUAUUCAGGCGUAGAGUUUCCUGAUGCCCUUGCAGAUUGACGACCUGCUGGUGAAUUUUGGCAGAAGUUUCAAAACUUUGAACUUUGCCAAGGUCACUUGGAAGUGCAAACUGAUAGGUAGUUGUAAAUCAAUCUUAGGUGAAUUUUAGGUUUACCGGAAGUGUAGCGAUCCUAUGCCAAGGAUCAACCUUGUUGUCGUCUUCUGAAUAUUUGCUGUAUAAUAUCUGUCUUCAAGGGAAUAAUUAGCAGAAUGACAGAAACGGUGAAAAAUAUUGUACCAGCAUGGCUGCAGAAAUAUUUCAAUAAGCGUGAGGAAGAGUGUGCAGAUGGAAAUGAAUCUGCAAACCAGGAGGAGACUCCGGUAAACUAUCAUCAUGAUUAUGCAGACGAAGAUACCAUAAUCGAUGAGAGAUUCACACCUGAACCAGCAAGAAUUAAUAGACAAGAACCAUCCACAAGUAGAUCAGCACUGAACUUCCCAGUUGUGUUAACAAGGCCCUCUCUUCAUCGGAGCCAUCUGAAUUAUCCCAUGUUGGAUUCUCCUGUCCCACCUUGUCAGCCCUCGACAUCUUCUAUAUUUGGCAUUGGCAGUCCUGGGCUCUCUUUCAUAAAAGAAAUAAAAGAUUCUACCUCUCAACAAGACGAUGAUAACAUCUCAACAACCAGUGGUUUCUCCUCUAGAGCAUCUGAUAAAGAUGUUGCAGUUUUAAAAAAUACUUCGUCAUCACUGCUCUGGCCCACAGAAGCUGAAAGAACUCAUUCCCUCUCGCAGCAUUCUGCAGCUAGCUCUAAGAAACCUGCAUUCAGUUUAUCUGUUUUUGGAGGACUGUGUCCUGCACGUGGAAGCACAUCUUUUUGUAAGCAAAACCAGCUUGGGUUUUCUCCAUUUUACCCCGGAAAGACGGCCUAUGGUGGUGCAGCUGUAAGAUCAAAGCAGCCAAAGACGGAACCUUAUCGGGCACAAAAGAGAGCGAAAGCUAGACAAGAAACUGUGCGGUCCCCCGCUACCUUAAGUACCGCAGCACGGUGCAUCUUGGAGGCAAUGGAGAAGCUGUCAAGCCCUUUGUUGGAUGCUAAAAGAAUGGCAUCUCUUUUGCCGCUGUAUUGUCCUCCGGACAUAGAUAAACUGGAUAUUACUGACUUCCAGUCCAAACGAAGAAAGCUGGAAUCCCAGAAUGCAUCCCAGCAUCCACCUGUUAAGAGACUUGUGACACCAAAGGUAAACCCUCAAUCGAUGCUGUAUGCCCGGUAUCCUAAACCAUCACCGACUGCAACUACUCAGUCCAGCAAAAUUCGCCAGAGAGUGGACACAAAGUACCAAGGAAUGAGAGAGAAGACUUUGCCUGCAGAACAGCAAGCAGAACCAUCUGAAAGCAAUGUGACCAGCUACAAAUUCAAUACUGCUGCAUCCAAUGGUCUGUCUUCAGGAAUGAGUAGUGGAGGCGGCAAAAUGAGAAGGGAAAGAGGAAUGCACUAUUUAUCAAGAGCUGUACAAGAACAGGAAGUGGAGGAACCAGUGCUACCGAAAAUACCACUACCCAUCGCUACUGCAUCGCUGCCUCAGUUCAAUUUUAGUUUCGUUGAUAGUAGUGCUGUCUCAGCGUCACCGAGCACUGUUUCAACAGCGGCAAUGAGCAUGGCAACUCCAGCAGCUGCGACGGGCGUGGCAAAUCCAGCAGCAGCAAGGGGCGUUGCGAUUCCAGCAGCAGCAACAGGCGUUGCAACUCCUGCUGCAGCGAUGGGCAUGGCAACUCCAGCAGCAGCAACGGGAAUGGCAACUCCAGCAGAAGCAAAAGGCAUGGGAAACCCUGCAGAAGCGACGGGCAUGGAUAAUCGAGUGGCAGUGACAGGAAUCGCAAGAACAGCGGGAGCGACGGGCACGGGAAACGGAGAAGCUGCAACGGGUAUGGAAAAUCAUAAAGCAGCGGCAGGCACAGGAAAUCCAGCAGCAGCAACAGGCGCAGGAAAUCCAGCAGUAGCGCCGGCGGCAGGCAUGGCAUGUCCAUCAGAGGUGGAGGGCAUGGCAUGUCCAUCAGAGGUGGAGGGCAUGGCAUGUCCAUCAGAGGUGGAGGGCAUGACAGAUCCAUCAGAGGUGGAGGACUUGACAGAUCUAUCAGAGGAGGAGGUGGAGGACAUGACAUAUUCAAUGGCGACGGCGGGCAUAACAUAUUCAACAGUGUCGUCAGGCUUGACAUAUCCAGUAGUGGCGCCGGGCACGCCAUCUCUAAUGAUGACAAAGGGCAAGGCAAAGUCAACAGCGGCAACAACGAGCAUGGCAAAUUCAACGGCGGCGGCGGGCAAGAUACAACCAACAAGUAAUGUUAGCAGUCCUGAGUUCGCAUUUUCAUCUCCAAUUGUGAAAUCUACUGAGGCAGAAGUGCUACCUACGUUUUCUCAGAUUGGGUUUACAUUUAGUGUUCCUGUUGUAAAAUCAGCAGAACUUUCUGGAUCCAGUGGUACUCCAGUGACGUCCUUUCUUACCCUAGACACCACCACCUCAACUAAUACCAACACACAGAAAGAGGAGGUCGAAGAUUUUGUUGGUGGUCCCUUCACAACUGCACAUGUAUUAAAGGAAGGAAGCGUCUUAGACAUUCUAAAAAAUCCUGACUUUGGAUUUUUGAAAACACACUCUUCUACAUCUGUACAACCUACAACAAGCACAGUGGUUUAUACUAGGCCUGCAAUAACAACUUUUUCUGCAGGUAAAGAGACUUCUAAACAAGCAUCAUACUGGCAAUCUGAUACACGUGACCCUUUUCUGCAAAACAAAGACAUAAACAACAAAUGUGUAACUUGUCAAUCUACUAAAGCGUCAACAGUUGAGAGUAUGAAACAGACAGUAAGUUCAAGUCAAUGUGACACCUCAAAGCCAGCAGCGCCCCCAGCAGGGAUGCUGGGCUUUGGAGACAAAUUCAAAACAGUACCUGGAACGUGGGAUUGUGAUACCUGUCUUGUCCAAAACAAACCGGAAGCUACAAAAUGUAUAGCAUGUGAGACACCAAAACCUGGAACGGGAGUAAUGCCUGCUCUGACAUUACCAGUGGUCACAGACAGCUCGGUGACAGUGACAUCCUCCUCGAGCAGCACUGACACAACAGCCACUCUGGGCUUUGGAGACAAAUUUAAGAAGCCGAAAGGCUCUUGGGACUGUGGAAUAUGCCUUGUAUCAAAUAAGACAGAAGAUAACAAAUGUGUAGCCUGUCAGUCUGAGAAACCAGAAGGUCCAACACCUGUGACCAGUAGCAGUGCAUCUGCAUUUUCUGCUCCUUCUGGAGAAUUUCUGGAUUUAGACAAAUUCAAGAAGCCUGAAGGAAGCUGGGAUUGUGAGACCUGCUUGGUUCGAAACAAAGCAGAGGCCACGAAGUGUGUAGCCUGUGAAAGUGCAAAGCCAGGCACCAAAGCAGAGCUCAAAGGUUUUGGUACUGCUACUGCGUCCACAAAUGCUGCCUUGCCAUCAUUUACAUUCGGUGUUCAGCCAUCAUCAUCCUCUGAGUCUUCUCAUACAUUAGAUAGCACAGGAAGUUUUAAAUUUGGAGAACAAGGGGGCUUCAAGUUUGGCAUUGCCUCGGAAUCUGCAUCCUCCAACAGUUUGGUUGGGGGAUUUAAGUUUCCUAGUACUCCAGGGGACUUCAAAUUUGGAGUUUCAUCCUCACUCUCUAAAUCAGAAGAGAGUAAAAAAGAAGGAAAAAAUAACAGUUUUACCUUUGGCCUUCCAUCUACAAGUAGUCAGGCUCCUUCAACGUUUCGGUUCGGGGCAGCGAGCCUGGGACAGCAGGAAAAGAAAGAGGAACCAGUAUUGGGAGGUUUUGCUUUUGGUACAAGUUCUGCUACUUCCAUGGUUGCCAACGAGAAUAAAACCGGAGUCAGUGGCUUCACUUUUGGAACUGUUGGAGAAAAGGAGGUUGUAUCGGCUUCUUUUGCAUUUAAGAAGCCAGAUGACAAGAAGGAGGAAGCUCCUUCAACAAAGGGAGGCUUCUCCUUUGGCAGUGCAGAGUCUGUAGCUGCCUCACAGUUUAUUUUGGGAAGGACAGAAGAGAAGCAGGAUUCUGUCACUUCUGCUGCUCCGUUAGUGUUUGGGAAGAAAGCUGACACUGAAGAGUCAAAGACACAGCCUAUCUUUUCAGUUGGGAAGUCCGAGCAUACAAAAGAAGAGAGCACAGCAAAACCUAUAUUCAACUUCAGUUUCGUUAAACCAUCAGAGAAGGAACCUGAGCAAGCAAAGCCAGCUUUUUCAUUUGGGGUCCAAACCAGUACUUCAGAUCAAGGAGCAGCAAAACCAUCCUUCAGCUUUUUGAGCUCUGGUUCCUCCAGCACAGCCAUACCCACCACUUCAGCCAACAGCAGCAGUGUGUUUGGCAGCGUCACCUCUUCCUCAAACCCUAUGCCGGUCCCUGCACCCUUUGUGUUUGGACAAGCCAGCAACACUGUGAGCAGCUCCACAUUUGGCAAUUCUGCAGAAUUUACAACAUCUCAGUCGUUUGGCUUCUCCCAAGAAAACAAACCAGCAACCACAUCUUCCAGCACUGGUGUAGCCGUUGCUCCCUUUGUCUUCGGUUCAGGAGCCAGCAGUAGCAAUGCAGCAAAUCCUGGAUUUACCUUUGGAGCCACAACCACAUCAAGUUCUACAGGGUUGUCCUCUUCGUUUGUGUUUGGCUCUGGGUCUCCAGCACCUGCUGCUGGCCCGGCAUUUGGUGCCAGUCAGCCACCAGCAUUUGGCCAGAGCCAGGGGUCCAGCCAGCCAAACACUCCGAGUUUUGGAUCGCUGUCGACAACAUUGUUUUCAGCGGGCUCUCAGCCUGCUCCUCCUGCCUUCGGCUCUGUGACGAGCAGUACUCAGCCCCCUGUGUUCGGACAGCAAGCGAGCCAACAGCCAGGUUUUGGCUCUGGUACCUCCAGCGCUGGUCCUGUAUUCCAGUUCGGAAGUAACACUUCUAAUUUCAAUUUUCCAAAUAACCCGGGAGUAUUUACUUUUGGUGCAAAUCCUACUGCACCAACAGCAUCGGCACAGCCUUCUGGCUCUUCGGGAUUUUCAUUCAGCCAGCCUCCAGCAUUUACAGUGGGGACUAAUGGAAAAAAUAUUUUCUCUGCCUCUGGAUCUUCGGUUUCUGGUCGGAAGAUAAAGACUGCAGUUAGACGUAGAAAAUAAUCGCCUGAUACGUAAAGCAACUUUCAAAGCAGCUGCUGCCCUGCAUUGUUCAAUUGUUGGGAUCAUACCUCAUGCUGGGAUAGCUGAAGUCAGAUCUGCUUAAAGGAGUGUAAAACUCUGCUGCCCCUUCCUACCCUCCCUCAUUUAGUUCUUUUGUAACGAGUAGAGUUGGCAACAGAGCCCUUCUCAAGCGAAACUAUUUUAGAAUCCGGCAAGUUAUCUCUUUCACGGACUCGGCAUGGUCCGGCUAUAGACAUGAGUAUAGCCUGCACAGCGAAUGGCUUGUACAAUACCUCUUCAUCUGCACCACUAUGUGCGCUCAUCCACGUUUACUGACGCCUCAAAAUUGUAAUUAUACCAGUGAGGGAUUCUGUAUAGAGUAGAGAAUGUUUUAAUGAAUGAUUUCUAUGCUGAGUUUGUGCUGGUGUAUGUGUGAAGUGAGUGAGUUUGGGUGUAUUGUGCACUAAAAUUUUCUGAUAGAGAAAGUAUGAAUUAAGAAUGAUCCAUGCUAAGGACUUGUUAGAUCUGUAGUUCUCCAUUUAAUAACUAUAUAUGCUAUUUCUAUAUUUUCAUUCUUACAGCCCUUUAUCACAUCUCACCUUUGUUAUUUUAUUAUUGAAACGUGUAAAUAAAUUUUGUUUCUCUAUGUACUUUUUUGGCAUAACAAAUCUGUGAAAUUGAAAUUUUAAUUUUGUGUGUUACAGCCAUUUUUGUUUAGUAUUGUCUCAGAUUUUAUGUAAAUCCCAUUAUUCAAAGUUGCCUAAAUCCAUUUAGAAAAUCUUUAAAAUUGGGAAUUCUUAAAGUAAGUUUAUUGGCUUUUCUGAUCCAUUUUUGUUUGGACCAAAAACCAGUAUUGUACAAAGUAUUAAGUAUAUAUUUUUAUAUUUACUGAAAUGGACUGUGGUGACUUUGGAUAAUAAGGAAAAGUUUAAUAUUAAAGCCAUGUUUAUUACAGUAUAAUUAACAUGUUAAACCAUGGGAUAAAUGCCAUCAAUAAAAACUAUAAAAUAUUGACUGGCAGUUUUAACUCCCAGUGAAGGCAUCUGCAGACAACGCACGCAGCCUGAGUUGAGUGGUGGUACACACUUUCUGCAACCUCUGCUCUUUAACAGGGACCUUGGCACUCAUCUUAAACUGUCUUUAAGUAAAGAAAGAAUUUUAUGGUAGACUUGCAUAAAGCCCCAGGUCUGACAGCUGUCUAGCUACAAUGAUUGCAGAUAACUUUUACAGUUUCUCACAACCACACAAACAAAAAAGUGAUCUUAGAAAUAUUCACCAGCACUCUAAUUGAAAAAGAUGAAGCAUACCUAAUUGUAAAUGGAUAACGUUUUCUGCACACGUAUAGGAGUGAGAAAAGCUUCUUAGAGAACAUUCUAGUGAAGGGAGAGAGAAUGCUCGUGUUUGUUUGAGGACUACAGCUGAACUUUCAGUAAGCCACAGCACACUGUUUGUGGUUGAGAUCCUAUCAUUUGCUGCAGCCAGAACUGAAAGCUCCCCUUCCCUCUUGUGGCAUGAAGGGAGAAAGGCCUUAGAAUAGUUGCAUAAGCUUUAAGCAUCUUCCCCUAAUGCUGCUUUGUAUUUCUACAGCUGCCAGUGUUAUGAAAUAAGGUACUUUUCUAACCCUGCACUAGACUUGACAGGAAGACGAACUUUAACCUUUGCUUUUCGGAGUCUUACAGAAUGCAGGGAACUCAAAUCAGUUUUUCUAUGCAUAGAAGAUGUUUAGCAACUGGAAUUUAAAACCAUACCUAUAAGCUACUAUUCAGGUGGUCACACCUUACCCCUGAAACUGUGGAAGAAUUGUAUGCAAUUAGGUAUUUCCUUAUAUCUAAAUCUGAGACGUGCCACAGUUUUCUGUAGCACUUUUACCUACCACAUACUCAGCCUACCACUAGAAAAAAGGGGUCUUUUCAAGGGAACAUACGCACGAGUCAAACUAAACGUUGAAGAAAAGUUGAAGUUUACAACAGUACAGUGUAUACAUCUUUCCCUGGGCAAGUCUGGUGUUUUUCUUUGAAGGUUUUCUUUACCUGCUAUGGAAGGGGGUAGUAUUUUCUAACAGAGUAAGGAGAUACUGUCCCUUAAACCUGAAGCAUUAGCAAUAACCUGUACCCAACUGUUUUGCUCCCCAUGCCCAUCUUAAAGCCCCGUUUCUAGGUCACCACUACAGGAAGUAGACUAAAACUUCCUUUUGCAUUCAUACUGAGAGUGUAAGUAGGCAACACACACCUUAAAAUCAGCUUUAGUCAGUUCUGACAGCUGUAGCUUGUCAGGUUGAUAGCUAGCUGUAGCUGUUCCUCAACUUUUGAUGUUAACACUCAAGUAAACAGUGCAAUUCUUUGAAAGAACAGUGAAACAAUCUCUCUUGGGUUCCAUUUCAGCUGCACGCACUUUGAGGGGUCAAUUAAGCAGCAACACUGGUCCCUACAAUAGCAUGGGAAAUGAAGAUAGAUGAAAAAAAAGGUUACCUUAAUAAACAAAAGAACACCAUUUGUUAACUCAGAAAGAGUAACGUUAAUAUUCUGCAUUUUUUUAGUUUAUUUCACCUGAAGAGAUAGAAACAAGAACCCAUAAAAAUAAUCCUACCACCACCUCCAAGACUGAAGGUAGGGUUAGAGCCAAGAGGAAGAACAGCCUCAGGGAGGAACACACAAAAACUGGGCACUGGAAGAAUUCCAAACUCUUAUUAAAAUAGGAAUAAAACGUCAACAUUGUGGUAUAUUGUCCUUUCCAAGAUACUAAAUGACAUAAGAACAAAUUACCAGAGCUAUGUAAUCAUGCAAAAUAUUAGGUUUUUUUAUUCAGUAGUUGUUAUUCUGAACAUACAAACAAUUAGCCAGAAUAUAAAGUGAACAUAACCAGUAUUUGUACUUCUGUGGAUUUAUACCCAUGACACGCAUUUCAGUUAUUAUUUUCUGCAUGCUCCUGAAACUCAUUCAAUUGUUUUGCUUGGUAUUAUUAUAUGCAAGAAAUAGACGAGUGCUUUCAUUCCAGCCAGAAGCAGAUGAUGUGUACUGUUCACAGCUCCAGAAUUACAUACAUGCCAAGUCACUAACACUGCAGUGUAACAUAGCCUUCCCGAAGAAAAAGCAGCUGCUGUUUCACCUCUUCAUUAGCUUUGACACAUGAAAUAAUGACAACGCUUACGAUCAUCAUGCAAAAAAACUUGUCACAUCAAUGUUCA